AUGCGAAGAACAGUCGACCAGUGUCCUGCCGACAUUGUCUUAGCACCAUCAUGGUGCCCUUUGACUGACCUCGAGUAUGCCGACGAUGUUGUUAUAUUCGCAGAAAGCAGUACGAAACUUCAACAUGUUGUCAACCUUGUAUCGAAGCUGGCUGCAGCCCAGGCUCUGAUAAAUGCAAGCAGAUGUGAAUCUCUUCGAGACCUCGAACGGGAAUCAGGGUGGACGGACAACCGAUAG
Molecule: messenger RNA, 237 nt
Organism: Necator americanus (New World hookworm)
Lineage: Eukaryota; Metazoa; Nematoda; Chromadorea; Rhabditida; Ancylostomatidae
Exons: 1
Coding region: 1-237 (78 amino acids)
Source: RefSeq, a predicted model, not a curated record